Molecule: messenger RNA, 1150 nt
Organism: Alternaria alternata
Lineage: Eukaryota; Fungi; Ascomycota; Dothideomycetes; Pleosporales; Pleosporaceae
Product: nascent polypeptide-associated complex, alpha subunit
Exons: 3
Coding region: 172-798 (208 amino acids)
Biological process (GO): protein targeting to membrane
Cellular component (GO): nascent polypeptide-associated complex; cytoplasm
Source: RefSeq, a predicted model, not a curated record
CUUGAAAGCGCCCUGAAUGAGUGAUUGCCAUGGUUCGUCAUUGCCAGUUGUGUACUGAGAGCUGCCCGCGCUAAACCGCCCACAAAUCAUUUUUGGAAGCUCCGACCCCAACUCCGCGAACGUCGAUAUUGCAGCACCACCAACACCUGUAGUCACCCACAAACCGACAAAAUGGCCAACCCCCGCAUUGAAGAGCUCCCCGACGAGCCCGAGAAGAAGAACGUCCAGAUCGAGGAGGAUGAGUCCAGCGACGAGUCUGAGGGCGAGGAGGGCGAGGUCAGCGUGCCCGCGGGCUCCUCCGUCGCUGUCCACUCCCGCAACGAGAAGAAGGCUCGCAAGGCCAUCGCCAAGCUCGGCCUGAAGCACAUCGAUGGCAUCACACGCGUCACCCUCCGCCGACCGAAGAACAUCCUCUUCGUCAUCAACCAGCCCGACGUCUACAAGUCCCCUUCAAGCAACACCUGGAUCAUCUUCGGUGAGGCCAAGAUCGAGGACCUCAACUCCCAGGCUCAGGCUUCCGCCGCCCAGCAGCUUGCUCAGGCCGAGGCCGCAUCCCACGACCACGCCGGCCACGACCACGGCGACGAGGCCAGCAAGGGCAAGGGCAAGGCUGUCGAGGACAAGAAGGACGAGGAGGAGGAGGAGGAUGACGAUGAGGAGAUUGACGACUCUGGCCUUGAGGCCAAGGACAUCGAGCUCGUCAUGCAGCAGGCCAGCGUUUCGCGGAAGAAGGCCGUCAAGGCCCUCAAGGAGAACGACAACGAUAUCGUAAACUCCAUCAUGGCGCUGAGCAUAUAGGCUGCUCCAGUCUAGGUGUCUGGGUGUAAAAGGUGGAUGAUGACUUCCAAGGCAUCGCGGAGUCGAAAGACUACCCGCCUGCUCAUGUAAAAGAAUCUAUCAGCAUGAAUCUUUGCGAAAGAUCCGUGUGGCCGUCCUUGGCCCUUUCGAAAGCUUUAGUGCCCAACGAGCUGCUAUUUUGUCGACUCAUGUGAGCGAUUUGCGACUAACUCAAGUAGAAACUUGCCAGUUGCAAGACGUGGAAGACAUUAUGGGGAGUGACCAGGUAAGGACUAGCACAACUCAGCUGCAACAUGUCAUGUGUAAGUCAUUGGAUGAGAGAUUGCAUUUACCCCUUGAGGUCUUGACCCGU